AUGUCUGGCCAGCAGUGUCUCCGCCGUCUGCCUGCCGCCAUGCGCUCUGUCCCGGCCAUGCGCGCGGGCGUCCGGGCUGUAAACAGGACACCGGCACAGCGCAGCUACUCGGCCGUCUCCAAGGCCUCGUCUUCUGGGCUGUUGAGCCAGGCCUCGAGACGACCUGGACAGCUCCCGUCGCAACGCCUGUGGAGCCUCGAGCAGACACGCAGCUAUGCCGAUACCAUCGUCAAGGUGCCGCAGAUGGCCGAGUCCAUCACAGAAGGCACGCUGAAGCAGUGGUCAAAACAGGUCGGCGACUACGUUGAGCAGGACGAGGAGAUUGCCACCAUCGAGACAGACAAGAUCGACGUCUCCGUCAACGCGCCCGAGGCUGGUACCAUCAAGGAGUUUCUGGUCAACGAGGAGGACACCGUCACAGUCGGACAGGAGCUCGUGAGGCUCGAGGCUGGCGGCGCAUCAUCUGGCGGAUCGAAGGAUGCCAAGGACGAGGUCAAGGAGUCUGCGUCCUCGGAACAGGAGACUUCGUCGCAACCCUCAGGCGAGCAGGAGCAGGCCAAGCCCAAGGAGGAAUCCAAACCUGAGCCACCCAAGGAGGAGUCCAAGCCCGCACCCCCCAAGCAAGAGUCCAAGCCUGCGCCACCGAAGAAGGAGUCCAAGCCUGCGCCGCCAAAGGAGGAGCCCAAGCAGUCUCAACCCGGCAACCGUGAUGAGCGUCGCGUCAAGAUGAACCGCAUGCGUCUCCGCAUCUCCGAGCGUCUCAAGCAGUCCCAGAACACAGCCGCGGCCCUUACCACCUUCAACGAGGUCGACAUGUCCUCCAUCAUGGAGUUCCGCAAGCUCUACAAGGACGAGAUCCUCAAGAAGACGGGCGUCAAGCUCGGCUUCAUGUCCGCCUUCUCGCGCGCCUGUGUCCUCGCCAUGCGCGACAUCCCCGCUGUCAACGCGUCCAUCGAGGGCCCCAACGGCGGCGACACUAUCGUGUACCGCGACUACGUCGACAUUUCCGUUGCCGUCGCCACGGAGAAGGGUCUCGUCACCCCUGUUGUCAGGAACACCGAGAACCUGGAUUUGGUUGGCAUUGAGAAGGCUAUUGCAGAGCUCGGCAAGAAGGCUCGCGACAGCAAGCUCACCAUCGAGGACAUGGCUGGUGGUACUUUCACUAUCUCCAACGGCGGUGUGUUUGGUAGCUUGAUGGGCACGCCCAUUAUCAACUUGCCUCAGACGGCUGUCUUGGGUCUGCACGCCAUCAAGGACAAGCCUGUUGCCAUUAACGGAAAGGUCGAGAUCAGGCCGAUGAUGUACCUCGCGCUCACAUACGAUCACCGACUUCUCGACGGUAGGGAGGCCGUCACCUUCCUCGUCAAGAUCAAAGAGUUCAUCGAGGACCCCAGGAAGAUGCUGCUCGGAUAA
Dothidotthia symphoricarpi CBS 119687 is the source of this 1413-nucleotide messenger RNA. Its product is annotated as dihydrolipoyllysine-residue succinyltransferase component of 2-oxoglutarate dehydrogenase-like protein complex. NCBI's taxonomy places the organism in Eukaryota, Fungi, Ascomycota, Dothideomycetes, Pleosporales, Dothidotthiaceae. The record is from RefSeq and is a predicted model, not a curated record. Gene Ontology annotation, molecular function: dihydrolipoyllysine-residue succinyltransferase activity. Gene Ontology annotation, biological process: tricarboxylic acid cycle. Bases 1 to 1413 code for a protein of 470 amino acids. Gene Ontology annotation, cellular component: oxoglutarate dehydrogenase complex. The transcript is spliced from 6 exons.